GGUGUAAACCACCGGCUGCGGGGAAGUUUGACAGCUAUAAAAACAAGAGCUCCACAGCUGGGAGGUAGCUUUGCUGUCUGGGGAGGUCUCUUCUCCAUGAUUGACUGCAGUAUGGUCAGAAUGAGAGGGAAAGAAGAUCCGUGGAAUUCAAUCACAAGUGGAGCCCUGACUGGAGCCAUAUUAGCUGCAAGAAAUGGACCUGUUGCCAUGGUCGGAUCUGCUGCGAUGGGAGGAAUUCUCCUAGCUUUAAUUGAAGGAGCUGGUAUUCUGUUAACGAGAUUUGCCUCCACGCAGUUUCCGAACGCCCCUCAGUUUUCAGAUGACCCCUCCCAGUUGCAGCCCUCUCCGUUUGGUGACUACCGACAAUACCAGUGACCGCCCUCAUUCUCCUAGUUCCUAUCCUACCUGAGCUGUAAUUUAAAAUGCUGGAGGACCAAGACGCGGUAUGUCUUUACACCAGUGGUAGUCUCUUACACAAACCAUGCCAAGAUGACCUUCAGCACUUUUCAGUGUAAAGCUGCACAGGAGAACUUUUAGAAGAUGACAAAUCUAUUUAUUUGUGAUAGAUUCCAUUGCUGUAAUGUUGAUACGUGUCUGAUAGAAUACACGGAGAUUUAAGACAAGGA
Balearica regulorum gibbericeps (East African grey crowned-crane) is the source of this 626-nucleotide messenger RNA. NCBI's taxonomy places the organism in Eukaryota, Metazoa, Chordata, Aves, Gruiformes, Gruidae. The record is from RefSeq and is a predicted model, not a curated record.